Messenger RNA from Drosophila arizonae, 4422 nucleotides. It is a transcript of the gene Ca-beta, whose product is annotated as Calcium channel protein beta subunit. NCBI's taxonomy places the organism in Eukaryota, Metazoa, Arthropoda, Insecta, Diptera, Drosophilidae. Gene Ontology annotation, cellular component: voltage-gated calcium channel complex. The record is from RefSeq and is a predicted model, not a curated record. Gene Ontology annotation, molecular function: voltage-gated calcium channel activity; protein binding. Gene Ontology annotation, biological process: calcium ion transmembrane transport.
UUUUCCAAAUACAGAAACGAUUUAGUUUGCGUGCGGAAUUGAGUUCGAGUGAAUGUUGAAUGCGAAUGUGAAUGCGAAAGUGAAUAUCUUGGGCGAAGUGCGUGGGGAAUGGAAUGUGAAACGAAAUAUGAAUCAAAUGAAUCCUAGCUGGCAUAUAACUGUAAUAAAAUCUUAUUAAAUCCAUCUGUAACAAAAGGGAACGCACAAAAUGCCACAAUAAAAGUGAUAAAGCAACAACAAAAAAUAGCAACAUAAAUACAAAAAAAUUUUCUCUCAGCGGGAGAGUUCCCAAAGGCAUUUACAGCUUGGUGUUUUCCAGUAAAUUUAUAUGUGUGUGCAUAUACAAAUAAAAAAAAAAUUUAAAACAAGCAGAUUAUCGGCUUGCCGCGGGUCCAACUAAAAUGCCAAAUACCUAUUUUUAACUCACACAAAGUAAUAUUCGAGAGACGCCAAUACGUUAAAACGGUUGCGGAUACGGCGUAGAAAACGCGUUGAGAAAAAAUAAAAUAUAUUUUUAAGAUUAUCAUACCGGGGGGAAGUGGCUCAGUAGUUAGAAGAAGAAGAAGAAGCGGCGCGAAGUCAGCGUGUGUGCCUUUCCAGUUACAUUUACCAUUUACCAUUCACCGUUUACAUUUACUGAGUUUGCCUGUCUGCCAGUGGCUUCCAGAGCUCGUUAUCUCGCUCGCUCGCCCGCCCUCGCUGUCACUCUCGCUAUUGCUCUGUCCCUCUCCGUGUCCCCUUUCUCGAACUGCCAAUUGCCUAAUGUGGAUUGCAGAUUGUCGCCUGGCGUCCGAGUUCUGAGCAACCAGUGGGAGAGUGGAUGCGGCGACCAUCGCUAUUUUCGCUUCCUUUACGUUCCUCGGACUCUGCGUGUUGUGGAUCGUCACUCAGGGCUUCUCAUCGUCAUCGCCAUUGACAUCGUCAUCGCUAUCGUCAUCGCCAUCGUCAUCAAUUGCGUCCGUUACUGUGGCAUUGACAGCUUCAAUUGCGGUUGUAGUUGGGCCAUUGGGUCGGUAACAUCAUCAAAAUAUCUUCAUUCGAAGAGGAUUAUCGGGCUGACAGGCCCAUGGUGCAGAGAGCAUCCUCCUCAGAUGCUCCCUCAAUUCAGGGUGGCCAACAUCGAGAAUCUCGAUUUGGCCUUGGAUAUACGUCAUACCAAAGCGGAUACAAUAAGCUAUUCACACAGGGUUCUGCCGACUCGAACUACUCACAACCGUCAUCCGAUCUGUCGCUAGACGAGGAAAAGGAAUCGCUUCGGCGAGAAAAGGAACGUCAGGCCUUAAGCCAGUUGGAUAAAGCGAGGAGUAAACCUGUAGCGUUCGCUGUGCGAACCAACGUAGCAUAUGAUGGCACAAUCGACGACGAUUCGCCUGUGCAGGGCGGUGCAGUUUCAUUUGAGAUCCGGGAGUUUUUGCACAUCAAGGAGAAGUAUGACAAUAACUGGUGGAUCGGCAGACUGGUUAAGGAAGGCUGUGAUGUGGGCUUCAUACCCAGCCCCGCUAAGCUAGACAACAUUCGUAUGCAGAAUCAAACAAGACCCUCAAGACUGUACGGCACAAAGGGCUCCUCAAGCGGCAAUCUAGGUGCGGGACAAGCAGGUGCGGAGCCAUCACGAGGUAGCACACCCCCCACACCUGACCCCUAUAGUACAACACCACGCAAGAAACAAGAUUCCAUGGGACCAGGACGUCAUGGCAAGACACCGUUAGCAACGCCGCCCAACAAGGAAAAGCGCAAGCCAUUUUUCAAGAAACAAGAGACAGCCAGCCCAUACGAUGUGGUGCCAUCGAUGCGUCCUGUUGUUUUAGUGGGUCCAAGCCUUAAGGGUUACGAGGUAACCGACAUGAUGCAAAAGGCGCUGUUUGAUUUCCUCAAGCAUCGCUUCGAAGGACGCAUCAUCAUCACGCGCGUCAUGGCCGAUAUAUCGCUAGCGAAACGCUCGAUUAUGAACAAUCCAUCAAAGCGGGCCAUCAUGGAGCGUUCCAGCAGUCGGUCGGAUUGUCUGGGCAAGGUCCAAGAGGAGAUCGAGCGCAUCUUUGAGCUGGCCCGUUCCCUGCAGCUGGUCGUACUCGAUUGUGAUACAAUCAAUCAUCCGUCACAAUUAGCAAAAACUUCAUUAGCGCCAACAAUAGUUUACUUAAAAAUUAGUAGUAGUAAGGUUUUACAGCGUUUAAUCAAAUCACGUGGCAAAUCACAAGCUAAAAACUUAUCCGUACAAAUGGUUGCCGCUGAAAAAUUAGCCCAAUGUCCACCCGAAAUGUUCGAUGUAAUUUUAGACGAGAACCAAUUGGAAGAUGCCUGCGAGCACAUAGCUGAAUACUUGGAGACAUAUUGGAAAGCCACGCAUCCAGAUAUACGCGCUGGGUCCACCGUACCGACCAUUGCCAGGCCGAUACCGUCCCAGGAGGUGUCGGCAUCGCCCUCUGCCGAUCCAGCGCGCUUGGGUCCAACACCACCAGUCGAUGGCGAGGAGUUUGAAGAGCACGAGCCACGAAUGGCGAGUGUCGAACGUGAGGGUAGUCGGGAUCGGGAACGGGAGCGAGAGCGUGGCAGGGAAAGAGAACGGGACAAUGAACGCGACUACUGGGACAGAGAGUUCAACAGAGAUCGCAGUUCGAAAGACAGAGAGCGGGACAUGGAGUGGGAGCGCGAGAGAGCACGCGAAUGGGAAAGAGAGCGAGAAAGGGAUUGGGAUAGAGAGUUCGAUUGGGACCAAGGAGGUGCCUCUUAUCAUCACAGUCGUCGUCAGGUCUCUGGACGGCAUCAGGAGCGCGGCAGCGGGGGAGUCGGAGUCGGCCAUGCCGCUGGCUACGAGCGCGACAGAGAGCGAUACGAGCGACAGGAACGGGAGCGACUCCACGCUAGAGAUCGUGAUCUGAUGCACUACGAUCUGAACAGCGAUGAAAUGCUGGACGAGCGCAAUUUUGAGUAUCCGGCAAUGCGCAGCGGGCCGAGCGGCGCCUCCCACCAUGGCCACCUGUCGCGUGGCGGUCGCCUGCUGGAUGAUACAGACUUUGAGCGCGACGAUCGAUUGUUGGGCAGCUCAAGGUCACGCUAUGGACCCGGACCAUCCACACGCAUCGACGAUCCCCGGGACAUGGCGCGAGCAGCCACUGUGGUCGAUCGCGAUCGCGAUGAAUACAGUCCGCACAGAGGUGGUGGAAGUAGUAGGAGAAUGCUGAAUGCCAUGUAGGAAUCGUGGAUAUAGGGGUGGGAUCAGAUCGAUUCGAAAGCGCCAGGUUUGAUGGAAGCACGUGACAAUAGUUUUGAUCUUGACAUGAUACACAAACCGAAACCCAAACCCAAACCGCUGCUCCGACAGCACUCACAAUCCCACUAUCAGCCUCAAAGUCAAACUCCGGCUCAGCCUCAGAUUCAGCCUCAACUUCAGCAUCCAUCUCAAUCUCUAACUCAGUCGCAUCAGGCACAUCCUUCGCAGCAUUCAUUCCUGGCCAGGCAGCGCAGCGGCGGCCAGUGGCUGUCAUCCCCGUCGUUCUCCCUGUCGCAAGCCUCGAUCGGUCAGCCCAGGCCCAGCGAACACUUUCCGUUGCGACACCAGCCACUGUCCUACCCGCAGGCACGACCACACAGCCAGAGCCAGUAUCAACACCCGCACUCGUACACUUCCAGUCGCACACAGUCCCACACAUCCCUAUCGACGCGCUCCCAACUCUAUCCCAGCGAUACGUUCCAAAGCACCUCAUUUAGUCACCCGCCGUGCAGCGACAGCGACGUCCAUCGAAACCGAAACAGAAACAGACCAAAAAGUACAGCCGCGGAAUAUGAUUGGAGAUCGUCAUCCUUCUCGCAAAUCGAUGCAGUCACCCACGCAAUACGUAAUAAGAUUAUUGUUGAGGAGGACGAAGAGGAUAUACUGACCCCAGAUAGGUUUUAUUGAAGAGAUUUCAGCGAGGCACCAGGCACAAAACAACCGAUAUUUUGAAAGGAAGGGGGCAUUGCACAAUAUGUUUACGUAGUAGAACUUCCCUAAAAAUUUAGUAAGAUCAAUUUUGAAAUGAACCGUAUAUAUACAUAUAUAUGUAUAUGUAUGUAUGUAUAUAUACCGAUAUCCAUUCACACGUAGAGCAUACUUAUUUCAGUGCCAAAACACAUUUGUACAUUUCCAUCGGGAGGCGGGAUACGGGAUACGGGAGAGACCCAUUCGAAUUUCCUAGCGGAAAUCGUCGGGAUGGAAAUACUUACAUAAUUUAUGAGGAAUAGCACAAUGCUAAGUACAGCCUUAUGUGUCUUAAAUACUAUAUGUAGCUAAGUGAGAUGAGAUUUUAUUUAGCAAGCCGUAUAUGUAUAUGUAUAUAUAUGUAUAUGUAUAUGUUAUAUAUAAUUAAGCAUAAGAUUUACACCUAAACAACAUUUGUUGAUGCAUUUCGCCACAUCAAUUUUUGAGGGGAGGGAGGGAAUGUA